Eruca vesicaria subsp. sativa (arugula) is the source of this 990-nucleotide messenger RNA. Lineage: Eukaryota; Viridiplantae; Streptophyta; Magnoliopsida; Brassicales; Brassicaceae. The record is from the annotation of a GenBank genome assembly.
UUCCUUUUCCAGAGAGAAGAGAGAAAGGUGUAAGCAGAGUCGAGAUCGAUUUCAAUUCACACGAACAACCGAUCGUCAUGUCAAAGAAACGGGGACUUUCGUUGGAGGAGAAGCGAGAGAAGAUGCUUCAGAUCUUUUACGACUCGCAAGACUUCUUCCUUCUGAAGGAGCUUGAGAAGAUGGGGCCUAAGAAAGGUGUGAUUAGCCAGUCUGUGAAAGAUGUCAUCCAGAGUCUUGUUGAUGAUGAUCUUGUUGCCAAGGACAAGAUUGGUAUCUCUGUUUACUUUUGGAGCCUUCCCAGUUGUGCCGGCAAUCAGCUUAGGAGUGUACGUCAGAAACUUGAAACUGAUCUUCAGGGUAGUGAUAAAAGGCUAGCAGAGCUUGUUGAUCAGUGUGAGGCCUUAAAGAAGGGAAGGGAGGAAUCCGAGGAACGAACAGAGGCAUUGGCGCAACUUAAAGAUAUUGAGAAGAAACAUAAAGAGCUCAAGAAUGAGAUGGUACAGUUUGCUGAUAACGAUCCAGCUACCUUGGAGGCAAUGCGGGCUGCAAUUGAAGUUGCUCACCAGUCGGCUAACAGAUGGACAGAUAACAUCUUCACAUUGCGACAAUGGUGCUCAAACAACUUCCCCCAGGCCAAGGAACAGCUGGAACAUCUAUACACGGAGGCGGGAAUCACGGAAGACUUUGACUACCUAGAGCUAUCUUCAUUCCCUUUGAGCUCAUCCCAUGAUCCCGAAACUCCAAAGCAGCUGCUCGUAGAAGAUCAAGCUUAGUUCUAAUACUCUCCACCAUAACAAGUUAACGACACUAUAUUGUCUUUUAUAAUUUCUGGUUCUAAAGGUUACAACUGUCUAUGUAUGUGACCCCGAUCACCUAAUGUCAAAAACUCGUUCACCACAGUUUUGUGGUUAAAUAAGAUACUUACUGCCUCUGAUGUUUGUGAUGUAUUAUGUCGGCUAUGUCCAAUGUUGGCUUUGUCCUAUCAUUUUG